This is a messenger RNA of Micropterus salmoides (largemouth bass), 3557 nucleotides long. It is a transcript of the gene lrrc4cb, whose product is annotated as leucine rich repeat containing 4C, genome duplicate b. Gene Ontology annotation, cellular component: glutamatergic synapse; plasma membrane; postsynaptic density membrane. The transcript has 2 exons. Gene Ontology annotation, biological process: synaptic membrane adhesion; modulation of chemical synaptic transmission; regulation of axonogenesis. The coding region runs from base 1045 to 2940 and encodes 631 amino acids. The record is from RefSeq and is a predicted model, not a curated record. NCBI's taxonomy places the organism in Eukaryota, Metazoa, Chordata, Actinopteri, Centrarchiformes, Centrarchidae. Gene Ontology annotation, molecular function: cell-cell adhesion mediator activity.
CAACGUGCUCGCUAUUCAAGUCAUGGACUGCAGCGAGCAAGGGAACCAUUAGGAGCCGGUGGCAAAACCCCGCUUUAUUUGCAACACACGGAUGAUGCUGCUGCUGCCAUACCACCCGGAUCGGACACGCUGACAAGUGGAAUUAUUACUAAUAGCUGCGCUUAUGUAAUCAAUAGCCUUCACCGGAUUGCUUUUGGGGGAAAAUAGCGUCCCGUGGAUUCUUCCCAUUCUAAGCUGCAUGAUAGAAAAUACUGUAUGGCAUAUACUCUGCGAUUUUCAGAGUAGCCUAUGGCAACCCGUUUGUCCUGAUGCGACGCGUGUGAUGGUUGCAGUGGGACGGAUAUCCUUAAUUUUAUCCAAUAGGCGUUCUCAGGUUUUUUUGUAGGACGCUUCUGCACCCCUUUCUGUACUGACCUUAUCAACCAUGCUUUAAAUAGGUAAUUGUUAACUGUCACGUCUGUCCGCUGAUCUUGUUAAUUUGUUUUGAGAAAAUGUUCCGAGGAAAGAAACAGCCUGACUGCUAAAUCCAAAAGAAUUCGUCCACUUUGUUUUUUUGUUUGUUUGUUUUUUUGGUCGAAUUUCAUUUAGCGGUUUUAGAGGAAACCACUGGUGGGAGUCAAUUCUGGACUGUGACUGGUUUGGGGGAAAGAAGGGCCUAUACAGACUUGAUCCCCAACACAAAACUCUGCAGGAUUUCCUCCUCAUCAGUCCACAGGAAUAUCUUCAAGUCCAGGGGGUUACUGCUGGUCCUCUGUGGGCUUUCAUCGGCGCUCAGUAGAUCCGAGGGAAUAGUGGCCGCACCGCAUAUCCACGCAACUCUUUUAAAUGUUUGGCAUUUUUCGCAGGAGAGCAUCUUGACUUGUGAUCGAGAGAGACGCGGACUGCAGCACCCUCAAAUCCCUUUCACAUGGAGAUUUGUGCCUCGGUCGUACUGCAAAUGUUUAAAACGGGGACCGGGGCCCUGCUGAUUUUUCCUUCACUGCUCUCAACCCCGAUUUCAUUUAUUCGAAAAAAUGCAGAACCCAAACAGCAGAUGAACUAUGAAUGCUGAACACAAUGAUCUCCUCCCUCCAGCGCCAGACAAUGAGAGGUCGUAAGCUGAAGGGGGCGCUGUCAAACCCCCUCUUUGUGCUGCUAUUGGCCCUUCAGAUCCUGGUGGUAGCUGGGCUGGUUCGUGCUCAGACCUGCCCUUCUGUCUGCUCAUGCAGUAACCAGUUCAGCAAAGUCAUAUGCACCCGCCGCAGUCUACGGGACGUCCCAGAUGGCAUUUCCACCAACACUCGCUACCUGAACCUCCAGGACAACCUCAUCCAGGUCAUCAAGGUGGACAGUUUCAAACAUCUGCGCCAUCUGGAGAUCCUGCAGCUGAGCAAGAACCACAUCCGCAGCAUUGAAAUUGGCGCCUUCAAUGGGCUGACCAGUCUCAACACCUUGGAACUCUUUGAUAAUCGGCUCACGACAAUCCCCAAUGGAGCAUUUGAGUACUUGUCCAAGCUGAAGGAAUUGUGGCUACGGAACAACCCCAUCGAAAGUAUACCAUCUUAUGCCUUCAACCGGGUCCCCUCACUUCGAAGGCUGGAUCUAGGUGAGCUCAAACGUCUCUCCUACAUUUCUGAUGGAGCCUUUAAGGACUUGAGCAACCUGCGCUACCUGAACCUGGGAAUGUGCAACCUCAAGGAGAUUCCCAACAUCUUACCAUUGGUCAGGCUUGAAGAACUAGAAAUGUCAGGAAAUCAGAUCUCUGUUAUCAAGCCCAGCUCAUUUACAGGAUUAGUGAACCUCCAGAAGCUGUGGAUGAUGCAUGCCCAGAUCCAAACUAUUGAGAGGAAUUCCUUUGAUGACCUUCAAUCACUGGUGGAGCUCAACCUGGCUCACAACAACCUUACCUUUCUACCACAUGACCUCUUCACACCGUUGCAUCGCCUGGAGCGGGUCCACAUCCAUCAUAAUCCCUGGAACUGCAACUGUGAUAUUUUAUGGCUCAGCUGGUGGCUGAAGGAGGCAGUACCUGCCAAUACCAGCUGCUGUGCCCGUUGCCAUACUCCUACAGUCUUUAAAGGUCGCUACAUCGGGGAAUUGGACCAUAGCUACUUCCAGUGUGAUGUCCCUGUCAUUGUGGAGCCACCCAGUGACUUGAAUGUGACAGAAGGAAUGGGCGCAGAGCUUAAAUGUCGUACAAGCUCGUUGACAUCCAUCAGCUGGCUUACACCAAAUGGCUCUUUGGUGACACAUGGGGCUUAUAAAGUGCGUUUGUCUGUACUCAAUGAUGGGACACUGAAUUUUACUACUGUCACAAUGCAGGACACUGGGACUUACACCUGUAUGGUUAGCAACACAGCAGGCAACAUUUCUGCCUCUGCUGUACUUAAUGUUACUUCUGUGGAAAACAGCGGGGUGACCUAUUUUACCACAGUCACCGUUGAGACCAUUGAGACCCCGGGGGAUGACAGCCAAACGCCACUUCCCCCAUUUGGAUGGGUGUCAUCCUCAACAACAAAAGGUACUCCUGUUUUAACAAGGACAACAGAGCGGACUUACACCAUUCCAGUUCUUGAUCUGGAUGGAGAGGGAGCUCUCAAUGGCCUGGAUGAGGUGAUGAAAACCACCAAGAUUAUCAUUGGCUGCUUCGUGGCCAUCACACUUAUGGCUGCUGUUCUGCUGGUUAUUUUCUACAAGAUGAGGAAGCAGCAUAACCAGCAAGAUCCUGAUGGCCCUGCGUCCUCCAUGGAGGUCAUUACUGUUGAAGAAGAGCUUGCAGGUGUUGCUGCCAUGGAGAGACACCUAUCUCUGCCCCCUCUGGAGCACUACAACCACUACAACACUUACAAGAGCACUUACCACCACCCUCCUAUGCUCAGUACCAUACACAGCUCAGCCACACAGGAACCUUUACUGAUUCAAGCCUGCUCUAAAGACAAUGUACAAGAGACCCAAAUCUGAUUUUGAAUUUGACUAAAUAUCCAGUAUCAGCAGUUUCAUACUUGGAGUACAAUGGACCAAAACGUGAAGAUAAAAUAAACAAAAUGACAUUGACUUGACAGAGUUGAUGUCAAUAAUGGCGAUAAAUAAGCAUUUGGCAAAAGGACGACAUAUGAUACUUUAACAAGUGUCAUUACAAAAACAAAGAUUAUUUAUUAAAAGUAUGUCUAGUGGCUACAUGAAGAAAAACAAUUUGUGAUAGCUUUUUAGCUCAUUUUAUUUCUCUCUUUCUCUCUCUCUCUCUCUCUCUGUAAUACUGCACAAGGGAAAGAAUGGUUUCCUAAAAAUGAAUAUAUUAUAUAUGAUAUACAGCUCAUGUGAAAACACUGUAUAAAUUGGCCUUAUACUAAAAGUAAUGCAUUGCAAUUAUUUUAAUUCUAUUUAAUUCUUUGAUUUUACCUAAUAAUAUUGUGUUUUGUUGAAGGCCCUUUCUUCAUAUUUAUAAGCACUUAUUUGCUAUCCAACGAAGGUUAAAAUCAAGGGCAACUGGACUUGGUUGAAGAUACUGGAAGACGUUUCGUCCCUCAUCCAAAAGACUUAUUCAGUACUGACUGACUGGCAGGGAAACUCAGCUAUUU